UUGCGCCUUUUUUCCAUUUCCCACACACAUAAACCCCUCCUUGAACCAUUUCUUGUCUUACAAAUCCCAAUUUCUAAACUAAAUCCAAUUCAUUUCAUUCUCUUGAAAUUCUCAAACUACAACUCUAGAAAACUUCAAUAAACUAGGCAUUUUUUAUAUACACUAAGAUAUGAAAAUUUAGGGUUUUAAUUGAGCUAGAAACGAAGCUUUAACGGGGCUCUAUGGGAGUACGAUUGAAUUGUAUCGUCUGAGAUUUUGAGAUAUCUAUAUUUACAUUUUUUUUUUCUUUGUGCAAAUGUCUGUUGAAGAAUUGAAAGAGCAGCAUGUAGCUGCUACAGCAAAUGUUGAUGCACUUAGAGAACGAUUAAAACAAACGCGACUUCAUCUACUGGAUACUGAUGUUGCUCGACAUGCUAAAUCACACGGAAGAACACCAAUUAGCCUUGGUCCUACGGAUCUGGUUUGUUGUAGAACAUUGCAAGGUCAUGCUGGAAAAGUGUACUCAUUAGAUUGGACUCCUGAAAAGAAUAGAAUUGUCAGCGCAUCUCAAGAUGGAAGGUUAAUUGUGUGGAAUGCUCUAACGAGCCAGAAAACACAUGCUAUUAAACUACCCUGUGCAUGGGUUAUGACGUGUGCCUUUUCUCCCAAUGGUCAGUCAGUGGCAUGUGGGGGCCUUGAUAACCUGUGCUCUACCUUCAAUCUUAAUUCUUCAGUUGACAAAGAUGGAAAUUUGCCUAUAUCGAAAAUGCUUAGUGGGCACAAAGGUUAUGUAUCCUCAUGUCAAUAUGUUCCUAAUGAGGAUGCUCACCUAAUAACAAGCUCUGGCGAUCAGACAUGCGUUUUGUGGGAUGUGACUACAGGUCAGAGAGUUUCUGUUUUCGGUGGUGAAUUUCCUUCAGGCCACACUGCUGAUGUAUUGAGUGUCUCGAUCAACGCAUCAGAUCCAAGCAUAUUUGUUUCUGGUUCAUGUGACACGACUGCUCGUUUAUGGGAUAGUCGCGAAGGUACUCGAGCUGUGCGUACAUAUCACGGCCAUAAGGGAGAUGUGAACACCGUAAAAUUAUUCCCAGAUGGGCAGCGGUUUGGAACUGGGUCAGAUGAUGGUACAUGCAGGUUGUUUGAUGUGAGGACUGGACAUGAGCUCCAGGUCUACCAUCAGCAACACAAUGAUGAUAGUAUACCUGCAGUGACGUCCAUUGCCUUUUCAAUAUCAGGCAGACUUUUGUUUGUCGGAUACUCAAAUGGUGAUUGUUAUGUAUGGGAUACUUUAUUGGCAAAGGUGGUUCUGAACUUGGGAUCAUUACAGAACUCACAUAAUGGACGGAUCAGUUGUUUAGGUUUGUCUGCUGAUGGGAGUGCUUUAUGUACAGGAAGUUGGGAUAGAGACCUUAAAAUUUGGGCUUUUGGAGGGCACAGAAGGGCGAUUUGAAAUAUCCAGGCACAGAAAGCUUCAAUAUUCCAAAUAACUAAAUGAGUCACCAUGUGUCUUUUAGGCACCUUUUCCACCUGUGUGCGUGUCAGUGUGUUCAUUGUUCAAUCGAUCCUUUGGCUUUUCCAUCUCUUCAGAAUCCUGAAUCUACUCUCAACAAAAUCAUACAGUGAUAACAGAAAGGGUUGAUUGGAGGACAAAACAAUUAGCCUGCUGCUUCAUUGAACUAAGGCUGUGUUGGUCCUUCUAACAUGUAAUAUUAUUACAAAGUUAGCUUAGGUAAAUCCGCCAUUCAGCUGAUCUGCACAAGAUAUUUAAUUUGUCAAGUGCAUUAAUAUAUUCUUGCCUGUGUUAAUAAUGUACCCCCUGUUGUAUAACUUAUAUUAUUAAGAAUUGACCACCGACUUCCUCCUUAAUAAGAACUUUCUGUCUAAU
Molecule: messenger RNA, 1864 nt
Organism: Papaver somniferum (opium poppy)
Lineage: Eukaryota; Viridiplantae; Streptophyta; Magnoliopsida; Ranunculales; Papaveraceae
Product: guanine nucleotide-binding protein subunit beta-2-like
Exons: 6
Coding region: 296-1429 (377 amino acids)
Biological process (GO): G protein-coupled receptor signaling pathway
Cellular component (GO): heterotrimeric G-protein complex; cytoplasm
Molecular function (GO): protein binding; signaling receptor complex adaptor activity
Source: RefSeq, a predicted model, not a curated record